AUGCUCCGAGGCGCUCCAGGACUAGGCCUCACGGGCUUGAAGGGAGCCGAGGGCUCUGCGGAGGACUUGGGGGACCCUCGCCUGGGGGCCGGGAGGGGCUUCGGGGUGCUGAGGGAGAACGGCGCCCCGCGUGGCCUGGGCGAGGCAGAGGAGGCGAUGAGCAGAAAGCGCGCCCGGCCGGUGCGGUCCAAGGCGCGGCGCAUGGCGGCUAACGUGCCCGCGCCGCCUCUUGCCGGGCCCGGCCUGGCGCGCCGGGACAACGCCGGCCCCUUGGUGCUACCUGCGCCGCGCUGUGCCUCGUGCUCGUCGCUUACGCACCUGGGACGGCCUAGGGCGGUAGCCGAGGCUCCGGGCUUGGCCCAGGCCUCUGGGGGAAGCUGGCGCCGAUGUCCCGGAGCUCCCUCUGCUGGGCCUCUUUCCUGGCAGCGGGGUUACCUGCGAGCCAACCCCGGGCUGGGCUACUAGCACUCUUGACCCGGCCACCAAACCACGGAGCGCACUGCACCAGGCUGGCCACACGACCACAAAA
This is a messenger RNA of Tupaia belangeri chinensis (Chinese tree shrew), 529 nucleotides long. It is a transcript of the gene BHLHA9, whose product is annotated as basic helix-loop-helix family member a9. The coding region runs from base 1 to 465 and encodes 154 amino acids. The transcript is spliced from 2 exons. The record is from RefSeq and is a predicted model, not a curated record. NCBI's taxonomy places the organism in Eukaryota, Metazoa, Chordata, Mammalia, Scandentia, Tupaiidae.